This is a messenger RNA of Linum trigynum, 1544 nucleotides long. Lineage: Eukaryota; Viridiplantae; Streptophyta; Magnoliopsida; Malpighiales; Linaceae. The record is from the annotation of a GenBank genome assembly.
ACCACAACUUUUGCCUUCAUUCUUCUGAGUCACCUUUUCUCAUUUCUUCUGUAUAAUGGAUCUCUCUCUUCAAUGCCUUCUGCUAGUUGCAAGUCUCCUCCUGAUGCAAACGCUAUCACAUGCUGCAACCUGUAAUGACUGCUUCACUUCUUCUCGAGCAGCACACUAUCCGAAUUCUGAUGAACUUGGAACAGAUUCUGGAGCAUGUGGAUAUGGUUUAUUUGGAGCUACACUGAAUGGAGGAGAAGUAGCUGCUGCAUCUGAUCUAUACCAAAAUGGUAUUGGCUGUGGUGCCUGCUACAAGGUGAGGUGCACUAACAGCAACUAUUGCUCAGACAAAGGAACAACGGUUGUUAUUACUGACCAAGGAAUGAGUCAUAACACUGGGUUUAUCCUAAGUAGACGAGCAAUUGCCGGGAUGGCUCAAACUACAGACUCAGCUGCAUCAUUGCAAGCUCUUGGAAUAAUAGAUAUUGAGUACAAAAGAGUUUCAUGCAGCUAUCCUAACAGGAACAUAACGAUAAAAAUUGACGAGAAUAGCAACUACCCUCACUAUCUUGCUUUUGUCAUCUGGUAUCAGCAAGGGCAGAGAGAUAUUACUGCUGUGCAGCUGUGUGAGACUCAAAAUCAGGCAUGCAAGCUCUUGGAUAGGAGCUAUGGAGCGGUAUGGACAACAACUUCACCUCCUACUGGGCUCUUAUCACUGAGGAUGCUAUUCAGUGAUGAAAAUGGAUAUGAAACUUGGGUUGUUCCCCCUACCAACAUACCGAGUAACUGGAAAACUGGAGAAACAUAUGAUACUGGAAUUCAAGUGAACCUAUAAUAGCUCUGUUUAUGCUUCCUUUCAUAUAUUACUUCUCUUUUAGUACGUCCCACAGAGGAGAUAGGUUCAAAAAGCAAUUCAAGAAUGUAAUGAUUUUGGUUUUGAUUGAAAAUAUUACACUACCAAUAAAAGUUCACUCUGAAUACCUUAUAUAAUCUCUUAAGAUGAAGUGCCAUUGACAUCUCAGUACUACUAUUUAAAAUGCCAUGCCAAAUUACUGACAGACAUUAUCAGCCAAAUUCCACGGAAGUCUAUAUUACAUAAAAAAGAAAAAAUAACAGGAUUAGCAGCUGAAGAUACCAUAUUCAGACACUGAAUUCAAUCUUCAAAUGAUCUAGACUUGGCAGGAAUAAUCUGUUCUCCAUGCCAGCGACACCAACGGGAUACAUUAGACUUAGUCGUGCAAACUAAAAUUGAAAUGGCGAAAUAGUUGCAUUACCUGAAAUCAUUGGCUCAAGUGGACCACUUCCCGAACACCUAGCAUCAAUAACAGUUCAAGGUUUUGCCUCAUCCUAAUAAUUUUUGUGAAAGCACAGUAACUAAAAAUUGAAAAAGUAUCAGGUUAUGUUAUUCUUUAAGUACUUCCCACUACUUUUAUUGAAUAGAAUAAUAAGGUGGAAAGCUUGAUAAGGAUCAGGAUGAAACUACACCAAGUUGAAUCAGGCUUAUUUAUAUGGAACAAACUAAGCAGGACGAGAAUCUAUAAACUUACCAUGGUAAG